AACCGGGUGGGCUACUGAUUUUUACAAUUUUCGCCAUAAUUUCGUAUAUUGUUCUAAAUAAAUAAUUGUUCUUCAACAUUAAUUAUAAUUACGUUUUCUGACGAAUUAUUUAGAAUAUCCGAUUUGAAAUUCAGUUAAAUUUGCACGAUUCUUGGUGGUGAAACUAUAUUUUCUAAAUUUUAUCAUCUUGUAAUACGUAAUUAAUAAUAAUAUAAGGUUUCUCUUGGUUAUCAGUUGAUGUGGUUUUAAAAUAUUAAACCAUGAACGCUAUAAGAACACAAACUUGUGCUUUGUUACGUGUUAAUUCUUCCGUUUUGGUGUGUAGCGUCCGCUACGCUCGAAAACCUCGAUGGGUGCCGAUGGCAAAAUCGAAAAUGUAUAAAAUUAAAGAAAUGCCUUAUCGUCCUGUUUUGGAAGGAGAGGAAAUUCAACGACUGCAAAAUAAUUACCGAAUAUACUCGGGUUCGCUAGUAGCCUUUCAAGAAAAAAUAUCCGAGGAAGAAUCAGCCAGAAGUCUUACCGCGACGAACGAGGGGAGCGAGGAGCAUGAGUGGGGGAGAAUAUUAGCCGAAACGGAACGCGAUAAUGCCAUUGUUAAAGAAAUCCGAGAAAAACAAUUAGUUGAAGAAUGGAGGCAAAUCGAGGCAGACAUAUUAAAAGAAAAAACACUGUUGGAAGACAAAGCUCUGCAAGAUAUGAAAAUUACGGAGGAAAAAUUGCAUCAUCAACUGAAUAAAUUGAAAGACAUAAUCACGGAGGAUAAACUGGACGAAGCGAUUGCAAAGGCGCUCUCUGUGCAAACAGAUUAUAAUUUCGCGAUAGAUAAAGACGACCGGGUUUAUCUCGGGAGGAAAAAUAGUGACAAACCACAAGACAUAGCUAAUGUUACCACAGAUCUUUCGACUAGUAGAAUUCAGUACCCACCACCGGUUUGAUAUCAGCAAUAUAAUUAAUAUGGCUUUCUAUUUUUAGGAGUUACCAAACAGAUUGUAGUUAAGUUUAGUUGUUUUGUAAUAUUUAAUGCCAAAAAAUAGAGAUGCUGAAUAAUAUGACAAUAAAUUUAAGUGUUUUACGCAA
This is a messenger RNA of Folsomia candida, 1077 nucleotides long. RefSeq names its product probable 28S ribosomal protein S26, mitochondrial. Gene Ontology annotation, cellular component: mitochondrial small ribosomal subunit. NCBI's taxonomy places the organism in Eukaryota, Metazoa, Arthropoda, Collembola, Entomobryomorpha, Isotomidae. Bases 261 to 935 code for a protein of 224 amino acids. The transcript has 3 exons. The record is from RefSeq and is a predicted model, not a curated record.